ACUACAAUUAAUUUAAAUUUUUUAUUUUUCUUCUCUCAGUACUUAGAUUUAGUUCAAUAAAAGAUUACUCUUUCAUAGUGAAGAAAAUUCAUCAUGGACAUAUGCGAACACUUUGUAAACGAAGAAGGCGUUCUCGAUAGAGAAAAAUUUAUGAUAGAGAAUGAAGAAAAUAAGUCAAAUUCUUCAGUUAUUGAAGUGGAUGAAAGUCAAUCAAUUGACUCUUUCACCAAAGAAAUUUCUCGAGUAUUAGAUCCAACAAGCAUUAAAUCUGAAACUAUUCAAUGUGAAUUCACCAAAUGUCACUUGGUUGAUCAUCCUGAAGAAAAAUAUCCCGAUAAACACAUACAGUAUGACCAUAUUGCAAGUCCUGGAGAUGACAAGAAAUGUAAUGUUGAAUUGGGAAAUGUGGACAUUUGUGAACAAUUUAUAGAUGAAGAAGGAGUUCAUGACAGAAAAGAAUAUAUAGUUAAGAAUGAAGAAACUAACCCCAAUUCCCUAGUUAUAGAAAGUGAUACAAAUGAUUCACCUGUCUAUUUCACUGAAGAAACGCCUCAAAUAUUUGAUCUAGAGAUCAAUGAAACUCUUCCUGGGACUAUCAAGAAUCAAAAGUGUCAUAUGUGUGAUUUUGAGACCAAUGCUGAAAAAGAUCUUUCGUUACAUAUCAAAUCUGUUCAUUUGAGUAUUAAGUGUCAUCUAUGUGAGUUUGUUACAAGUAACAAAAGGAACCUUAAAAUGCAUGUUGAGCGUGUUCAUCUGGAAAUCAAGAAACACAAAUGUCACCUUUGUAAAUAUGCUGCAUAUUGGAAAGCAAGCCUUAACCUUCAUGUAAAAUCUGUUCAUUUGGGAAUUAAGGAACACAAGUGUAAUAUUUGUGAUUAUGUUACAUGUAGAAAGGGGGACCUUCGAAGGCAUUUUGACACUGUUCACUUGGAUAUUAAAAAACACAAAUGUCACCUAUGCGAAUAUGCUGCCAAUGAUACAACUAAUAUCCAGCAACAUGUAGAAUCUGUUCAUUUGAAUAUUAAGAAAUACAAGUGUCACUUAUGUGAAUUUUGUGCGAGUGCAAAACGGAAAGUUGAUGAACAUGUAAAAUGUGUUCAUUUAAAUAUCAAGGAAAACAGGUGUCAGUUUUGCAACUAUGUUACAGGUAGAAAAUGCGAUCUCCGAAAGCAUGUUAUCACUGUUCAUUCGGAUAUUAAGAAACACAAAUGUCACUUAUGUGAUUAUGAAGCAACCCUUAAAAAUAAUAUCCAGCGACAUGUAAAAUCUGUUCAUUUAAAAAUUAAGAAAUACGGGUGUCACUUAUGUGAAUAUGCGGUGAGUGACAAAAGAUGCCUUAAAGUGCACAUAAACUCUGUUCAUUUAAAAAUAAAGGAACACAGGUGCCACCUUUGUGAAUAUGCUACGAAUUUGAAAGCAUCCCUCGACGUUCACAUAAAAUCUGUUCAUUUAAAAAUUAAGGAGCACAAGUGUAACUUAUGUGAAUAUGCUGCGAGUGCAAAGCGAGCACUUGAUGAACACAUGAAAUCUGCUCAUUUGAAAAUUAAGGAACACAAGUGUCAUCUAUGCGAUUAUGCUGCAAUUAGAAAAAUUCAACUUAGAAAUCAUAUUGACUCUAUACAUUUGAACAUCGAGAAACACAAAUGUCACUCAUGUGAAUAUUCUACAAGCUUAAAAGCUAAUCUUGAGAUGCAUGUAAAAUCCGUUCAUUUGAAAACUGGUAACACAAGUGGGACCAUGUUAUAAGAAUAAACGUUUACCUAAAAAUUCAUGGAAAAUCUGUUCAUUCAAAUAGCAAGUAAUAAUUGUAAGUUAUGUAACUAUAAUGUAAAUAUAUCAGGUUAUUUUUUAA
This is a messenger RNA of Coccinella septempunctata (seven-spotted ladybird), 1852 nucleotides long. Its product is annotated as zinc finger protein 711-like. The record is from RefSeq and is a predicted model, not a curated record. Gene Ontology annotation, biological process: regulation of transcription by RNA polymerase II. Gene Ontology annotation, molecular function: DNA-binding transcription factor activity, RNA polymerase II-specific; RNA polymerase II transcription regulatory region sequence-specific DNA binding. NCBI's taxonomy places the organism in Eukaryota, Metazoa, Arthropoda, Insecta, Coleoptera, Coccinellidae. Bases 94 to 1746 code for a protein of 550 amino acids. The transcript has 2 exons. Gene Ontology annotation, cellular component: nucleus.